UCUCAUCCUACCAUCUAAAUAUUUCAAGAUUCCAUCAGCCGACAACUUUUCAAGUCCUUCCUUAUUGAACACCGUGCGCGACACCGAUACACAUUUUGCGAUAGGAGUUUUGGGACUGUGUUUUUUGUUGGGCCGAGGCGGACCUUUGUGUCUCCGACGUCAUUCUCAGCCCCUCGAGUCGUGCAUUGACUGCAAUCGCGUCGAGCUUCAACUCUACACUGUCGAAUCCUUCAAUUCCAACAACCGAUUAAAUAGAACUGUGCUCUACAACUCAUAUAAACUCCUAUAUUUCCAACACACACUUCAAUACCCCGGAUAUUUCAACAUUCGCUAGCACCAAUUGAUCUACAAACGUCCUCUUUGAACGUAUCGAAUCUGCGACGAUUUGCCUGCUUCGAACCAUCAAUCAAUCAAAUAUCCAAUUCUCAUCGAAACCGGUCGAAAUGGCAGCUCCUCAACCCACAGAGAAUGAGCAGGUUCUUCCUACCGCCUCUCAGCAGAAUGAAGAGGACGUCCCCACGGCCUCCGAGCCCAAGAUCCCUCCUCGCAAGGAUAUUUCUCUGAAAGAGUUCUUGACCAAGAUGGAUGACUACGCACCCAUCAUCCCCGACGCAGUCACCAACUUCUACAUGGCCAAAGCCGGUCUGCCCCCUCCGCCGACCACCGAUCCUCGCCUCGCUCGAUUGAUCGCCCUCGCGGUUCAGAAGUUCGUCGCAGAUGUCGCGGCGGACGCCUACCAGUACAGCCGCAUCAGAGCAUCAAACACCAGCGCCAACAACCCGAUGGGCAACCUCGGAGCCGCCGCCGGGUUACAAGUUCCCGGCCAGGCGCAGGCCAACGCCAAAGAUCAGGGACGCGGUGGACUAUUGGGUAUUCAGCGAGCCGGCUACGGUGGAGGUGGGCAAGGCGGUAGCCAGAACCGAACCGUCCUUACCAUGGAAGACCUAGGCAUGGCUGUCGGUGAAUACGGCGUCAACGUGAAGCGCAGUGAAUUCUAUCGAUGAGCGUCCAGCUCUUCGAAGAAAGCCCCCAAAUAACUACCACCCGCUCUGUUGCGGAAUGGGAGGCUGUAUUAUUACAAUGACUAGCAUCCUUUAUGAUCAGGGCUAGGGUAUCAGGCAUUGGCGUUCAGGAUCGGCUUUUGUGUUCGCUUUUCACAUAGGACUAGGCUAGGCUUUGUUUUGCUGUGCGCUUCAUCAGCUGCAAUGCGGCAGUGAAAGACCAGCUCUCGAUUGUACAAGGCGCCGGCAGUCGUACAGACUGUCGGAAUAAAUUGCAUACGAACAAACAGGUGUCACGAAUUGGCGCAUGAU
Molecule: messenger RNA, 1313 nt
Organism: Annulohypoxylon truncatum
Lineage: Eukaryota; Fungi; Ascomycota; Sordariomycetes; Xylariales; Hypoxylaceae
Product: transcription initiation factor IID, TAF10 subunit
Exons: 3
Coding region: 444-1004 (186 amino acids)
Biological process (GO): transcription initiation at RNA polymerase II promoter
Cellular component (GO): SAGA complex; transcription factor TFIID complex; nucleus
Molecular function (GO): promoter-specific chromatin binding; RNA polymerase II general transcription initiation factor activity
Source: RefSeq, a predicted model, not a curated record